Molecule: messenger RNA, 9745 nt
Organism: Lymnaea stagnalis (great pond snail)
Lineage: Eukaryota; Metazoa; Mollusca; Gastropoda; Lymnaeidae
Source: the annotation of a GenBank genome assembly
UCAAUCAAUACACGUUUUAAGUCAGUCGGACUUUUUGAAAACGCAACUGUGUAUGUUGUCAAGUAGUUCUCGAAAUAUCUUUCCAGCAGCUUGUAAAUAUACAACGCCGCAUUAAUGAGCGGAUGUCACAUGACUAGGGUAUAGACCAACACAAGGGCACAGCCCGGCGAGUAUCUACUUUCAAGUCAGAGCUAAGCCGUCAUUUAAGGUGUUUUCAUAAACUUCAAGUUAAGCAAACUUUUACAAUGUUUUUUUUUCAAAUGAGAUUAUUCCAAUCAUGUUUGAAAGUAAUCGUACACCAGAAUAAUUGUUUUUAAGAGUUAUUUCGUGUUCAGUGGGAGCAUACAACUGUGGAUGGUGCAUGUCUUAUUUUACACUGAUUCCAAAAAUUGACAUUUCCGGUAUCGCCUAGAUCAUUAUUCUGGUGUUGUAUCGAGGAAUCCGUGACACAUUCAGCCACAUUCAGCCACAUUGAGCUACUAGAACAUCGUUUUCUUCUCUUUAAGUUCUGUUAUAUUAUUUGAGUUUGUUGCUCCCUUGAGCUGAAGGUGUUGGAGAUUGGUUGAGCUCAAGUUGUUGGAGAUCAGGUGAGCUCAAGGUGUUGGAGAUUGUCUGAGCUCAACUUGUUAGAGAUUGGUUGAGCUCAAGUUGUUGGGGAUCAGGUGAGCGAGCUCAAGUUGUUUGAGAUCUGGUGCGCUCACGUUGCCUGGCGUCGGCAAAUGACUGAAGUGAAAAUGAAACGUGUCGGUCUGAGGCUGGUCGCCGGCGUCAUUAUUUCGUUGCUGGUCGUCGUCAGCAUCCGCAGACAGUACAACGCCGCCAAGGAGCUGCAGCGCAGAAAGGCCUUGACCUUCGCACCGACCGAACAGCGCAAGUCAGAGCUCGUCGUCCCGGGCAGUGACCCGACUCACGACACGAAGGACCCGGAUGACAGCUUGGACGAUUUCAUCGACGUCAUGCCCGCCCACCUGAAGAAUGACGAGGAGACAGAGGGAGAGGAGCGCGAGGAUGACCUCACGCUGACGAGGCCUAGGUCAGGGGUGGUCAACACCGGGCUGCAACAGUCGGCUGAAACAUCUCUUCGCGGUGAAAAUAAAGCCGGCAACGUGGAGCCCGGUGGAGAUGAGACGCGUCAAGUGCCGGCAUUCGAAGUAGACGAGACGGAAGAAAGUAUCGAUGACGUUGACAGUGUUGUUUACGAAACUGUUGACGAGACCCCUCAGCAAGAGUCUCUGCUCUCUUCAUUUUUCGGUUUAAAAAAAUUCUUGCCGUUCGGCGGAAACAGUGAAAACAAGGACGUUAAUGGAACGUCGAACGCUGGAGACGAGGACCGCCAUGACAGCCGUGUGGGCGGUAAGGAUGAUAUCAGUGCUAGUCACGAUGGUGGACGAGAUCUGCCCUUGGCUUACGACACUUUGAAUGAGAGAGUAGAGCAAGGCGCGGAAGUGGAACAGCGACAGGUUAACCAAGAUGGGGAACAGCGACAGGUUAACCAAGAUGGGGAACAGCGACAGGUUAACCAAGAUGGGGUGCCUCUGGUGAAAGCCGCAUUCGGUGCCGACUAUGGGUCAGAAAGAGUAGCUACUGUCAACAACGACGCUGCUGAAAGUGACGCCACUGACGCUCACAGAGAUCAUGACAGUGACGCCACUGACGCUCAUAGAGGUCACGAUAGUGACACCAUCGAGGAUAUGAAUGGAGGUCCAGCGAAAGCAAAUAGAUCGAUUCUGGCACAAAAGGGUGAAGAACCGAUACUGUCAGAAACACGAGUAGCAUCUGACGGUGGUAACAUAGCGGGAUAUCCAGCAAGUAAUCAACUGGUAGGACAAAACAACAAUGAUCUCCUGGGAAAACAGGACAGCAACAGUCUUGGAGGUCAAAAUAGCAAUGAUAUUGUAGGACAAAACAGCAAUGGUAUUGUAGGACAAAAUAGUAAUGAUGUUGUAGGACAAAAUAACAAUGUUAUUGUAGGACAAUAUGGCAAUCAUAUUGUGGGUCAACAAGACCUCCAUAUUCCAAUCGGGCAGCUGGAUAGACCUGUUUCCUUGCAACAUGACGUGACGAAUGACACUUCUCAAUUUGACAGUUCAAAUUUGAUACAGAAGCAGAAGAAUACCGAUAAUGUGGGACCAGACAAUUCAGAUGUUGCUGGACAACCAGAACUUUCCAAUGUAGAAAAACCGGGCUUCACAGACCAGCUUCAAGCAGCCAACUCCCUUGCCACCAACGAACCCCAAAACGCUCAAAAUCAACUCAAGCUCAAACAAGAAAAAUUGCCGAGACAAGCAGAAACCAGAGAUCAACUCCUGCGGGAAAAAUUGUCUCCAGAAAUUCUCAGGAUUCUCUUAGACAAUAAUCUCGGACCGAAUUUUCUUAAAUCAUUUCCUUUAGUCUGGCGAUAUCUGGCCAUGGAGAGGUCGGCCACGAGAAAUCAUCUUGUGGACAUGAAACAUGAACCUAAUGGGAUCAUGCCAUUAUCCGAGAACCCUAAUAAAAUAAGAUCUGAUCCCAAGGAGUCCACAAUAGGGACAGCUCUGGAAGUAGUCCCCGAACAAAAGGGAAUUAACUCACAAAGCCUUCCACUAGUUCCCUCCCUCCCACCGUUAACGGCCAUAGAUGUACUUUUCAACGAUAAUGAAGUCGAACCAAAAGUGGCGGGACAUCCUAUCGUGGAUGACAACAAUGGCAUGGGCACUUCUACAGCGACACCCGAUGGAGGUUCCUUGUACGACAACCCAAGACCUCUGUCAGACAACGAGUUUGCUUUGCUGAGGACACAUCCAUCGCUUGCGAACAACGCACAAGCCACGGUGUUUCCUGUCAGGCAGCCACUGUCGUCUGAACAGCUAGACAACAACCCACAACAACAGCAACACGUCCUGACGCCUCAAUUAUCGGAUGGGACGUCGUUUUUGGAGCAACAGCAGGAACCAGAACACCAGGAACAUCAACAACAACGACAACGAUUACCCGAACAGCAAGAAACCCAAGAACAAUACCAGCAGCAAUUACCAGAAGAGCAACAACAUUAUCAGCAGCAGUCACAAGAACAGCAACAGCAAAACCAGCAGCAAUUACAAGAACAGCAACAGCAAUACCAGCAGCAGUUACCAGAACAACAACAGCCUCAACAACAACAAAAUCAACAAGGAUACCAAGAGCAAAUACCUCUACAUCAACAACAAUACCUCGGGGAACUUACAGAACUGCAACAAAACCAACAACAACUAUUGUUACAGCAACAACCUCAACAGCAAUACCAACAGCAAGAACAAUACGAACAGCAACAAACAUAUCAGCAGCAAUUAUCAGAACAGCAACAAUACCAACAACGACUAUUGCUACAGCAACAACCUCAACAGCAAUAUCAACAGCAAGAACAGUACGAGCAGCAACAACCAUAUCAACAGCCAUUACCGGAACAUCAGCAACAAUAUCAACAGCCAUUACAGGAACAGCAGCAACAGUACCAAGAGCAAUUACCAGAACAGCAACAAAUAGCAGAAUUAAAUCAGACGUCUCUGUCAGACCAUCAGACGAUCCAGUGUCCACGUGACGUCAAGCUGGCUAAGACGUCACAUCCUGUCACAGCGUUGGUGGCCUUUCCCGGGGCGGAAGCAGCCUGGGUGCGAGACAUUCUGGAGCAACUGUUUGGUAGGUGUCAUGUUUGCAUGCAACUGUUUGGUAGGUGUCAUGUUUGUAUGCUACUGUUUGGUAGGUGUCAUGUUUGUACAAGUAAAUGUUUUUCAGGCAAUUUAUCAGGCUCUACAAUAAAUCAAACACAUGUAUAGCGCAGCUCGCUAUAAGAAAGAGGAAUCAUGCACAACUAUCCACUAUAAGGUGCUUUCCACAACUGCUGAACUCAACAUAGUCUAGUCAUAAUAACGAAAAAGAUACGUCACCAACUUAAAGGGGGUAAAAGCGUUCAUUAACUACUAGCUCCCAAAUCGCACCGCGCACAAUAGAACACAGUAUUCGGUGCGCAACAAUUACUUGUGAAUUUCGUGCUCAGAUAUAUUAUUAAUCCUAUAACAAUGUUCAAAUCAUUACUGAGAGAUACUUUUAUAUUCAAAUCUAUGCCUACUGAUACACCAAUAUUCAAAUCUUACCUAAUGAUGUACCAAUGUUCAAAUCUAUGCCCACUGACACAUCAAUAUUAAAAUCUAUGCCUACUGAUACACCAAUAUUCAAAUCUAUGCCUACUGAUACAGCAUUAUUCAAAUCUUACUUAAUGAUACACCAAUAUUCAAAUCUUUGUUUACUGAUACACCAAUAUUUAAAUCUUUGCCUAAUGAUACACCAAUAUUCAAAUCUAUGUCUACUGAUACACCAAUAUUCAAAUCUUUGUCUACUGAUACACCAAUAUUUAAAUCUUUGUCUACAGAUAAACCAAUAUUCAAAUCUUUGUCUACUGAUACACCAAUAUUUAAAUCUAUGUCUACUGAUACACCAAUAUUUAAAUCUUUGUCUACUGAUACACCAAUAUUUAAAUCUAUGUCUACUGAUACACCAAUAUUUAAAUCUAUGUCUACUGAUACACCAAUAUUUAAAUCUUUGCCUACUGAUACACCAAUAUUUAAAUCUUUGUCUACUGAUACACCAAUAUUUAAAUCUAUGUCUACUGAUACACCAAUAUUUAAAUCUUUGUCUACUGAUACACCAAUAUUUAAAUCUAUGUCUACUGAUACACCAAUAUUUAAAUCUAUGUCUACUGAUACACCAAUAUUUAAAUCUUUGCCUACUGAUACACCAAUAUUUAAAUCUUUGCCUACUGAUACACCAAUAUUUAAAUCUUUGUCUACUGAUACACCAAUAUUUAAAUCUUUGUCUACUGAUACACCAAUAUUUAAAUCUAUGUCUACUGAUACACCAAUAUUUAAAUCUUUGCCUACUGAUACACCAAUAUUUAAAUCUAUGUCUACUGAUACACCAAUAUUUAAAUCUUUGUCUACUGAUACACCAAUAUUUAAAUCUUUGUCUACUGAUACACCAAUAUUUAAAUCUUUGUCUACUGAUACACCAAUAUUUAAAUCUAUGUCUACUGAUACACCAAUAUUUAAAUCUUUGUCUACUGAUACACCAAUAUUUAAAUCUUUGUCUACUGAUACACCAAUAUUUAAAUCUAUGCGUUUGAUUCACAAUGUUAAAAUAUUUGCCUACUGAUGCACAAAUAUUCAUAUUUUAUAUGCUUAUUGAUAAUUUCAUGCGCAAAUCUAUGUCUUAUAAUACAACCAAUGUUUAAAUCUAUGUCUUAAUACGUCGACGUUCAAAUCUAUGCUUAUUGAUAAUGUUAUAAUUUAGUAAAUUCAAAUAGAUGCCUAGUGAUACACCAAUGUUCAGAUCCAUGUUUCUUAUAACGUCCGCUCUAACAGGUGAGCCGACUGACUCCAUCUACACCAUCAUGGCGGACCUCAAGUCAGGCAACGCCGCCUCUGUCUACCAGAUGGGGAAGAAGGUUGCCGUGCAGACCCACUCGGCGUCCGACAAGAACUUCCAGAGGGCGCUGCUGCUCAUCAGUAACCCAUACGCCGUAGAAAAGCAACACCAACUGUUUCGUCCACCUUUUCAAGGUAAAAAAAAAAAAUAAUAUGUGCUAGGUCAUUUUUGAAGCGCACAUACUCUAUUCAAAUAGGGGCACGUAACAGUUGUGUAGGUGAAAAGAUUUCUAAGACAGGAGAACGUCAUAUGGCCUUACGUAAUGUUACUAUUAUUAGACAAUGUUUUCGUUAAACAUAGCUUCUAACAAUUUAUUUCCGUAUAUAUAUAUAUAUAUAUAUAUAAAGCAGUAACAUUUUUUUUUAUAAAUCUUUAGUAAAAUAAAGUUUCAAAUUCGUUUUCGUCUAGGUUAAGACUAACUACACUGGCUGACCUUAACUUGAGCAGCGCUGUAUUUCGUUCAAAGUGAGGGUCAGAUGCUCAAUUCGUCUGGUCUUGUCUAUUUGUUCCAUUGGCAAGACUUGGUCAAGACGAAUGAAAAUAGACCAGGAUGCAGUAGAUGACCAGCAGUGUGUCUUGUGUGUUUCACUGUGCUAUUUAUGCGUUCCACGUGGCAGGAGUUGUCGGAAUUUUCAUCUUGUCCACGUCAUAGCGCCUACGGGACUCCAUCUCCGGGUUUGAUUUCAGAGUUUACCUUCUCUUAGAUGAGCUACCAUCCAGGUCAACGAGUCACAUGCACCCGGCUUGCUGGAGAUGUUGCUUUUGCAGAGGAUUGAACUCCAGUGUACUAGCUAAGGAUUUACUCAUUUUAGAAAACUCGGCCGUAGCCUGACAUAGACUGACAUAGACUGACAUAGUCUGACAUAGACUGACAUAGCCUGACAUAGACUGACAUAGCCUGACAUAGACUGACAUAGUCUGACAUAGACUGACAUAGACUGACAUAGACUGACAUAGCCUGACAUAGACUGACAUAGACUGACAUAGCCUGACAUAGACUGACAGAGACUGACAAAGACUGACAUAGACUGACAUAGACUGACAUAGCCUGACAUAGACUGACAUAGACUGACAUAGACUGACAUAGACUGACAUAGACUGACAUAGCCUGACAUAGACUGACAUAGACUGACAUAGACUGACAUAGACUGACAUAGACUGACAUAGACCAGGAGCGUUAAACAAAAGGUAGAAAAGAAAUGGAAAAAAAGGGAGGGCACUCUUCUCCUACAAAAGCAAAAAAGAAAAUUAAUCAAAGGAAGUAGGUGACACCAUAGUGCAUAUUCAAACAGAAACGAUAAUGGAACAGUCGUCCCUGCACUGGAGCUCAGAAAAAUUGUGGAUUUUGCAGGUGCCUUACGGAGUCAAGGCACACAUAUUGUUAACCAAUCAAUUCUCCAUAUACAUUAUUACUGGAAUGAUCGAUAUCCCAUUAAUGUUACUAUUGAUGAUAUUUUUAGAAAAGGACGGAGACCUUUUUAAAUUUAAAAAAAAAAAAAUAGUUUUUACAGGUGCUCUCUGGACCUGCUACUAACGCCACGGCCUGUCUCCCCUAUAUAAGAGUUCGGUAUUAUUCGCUAAAGAGUAUAUAACUCGCGUUGCGAUGUGCGCAAGCAACACCCUUGUUGAUUUUAAAGAGAACCAGAGGUGGGCGGGGUGAGAUUCCAUUAAAUCUGACCACAUGUUACAACGGCUACGGGUUGAAGUUUUGGUGACAAUGUCUGUUGUUUUAUAGCAGAAACUUUGAAGUGGGAAUGACCAGCAGUGCUCAAACUUCAGAAGGUCAGGCCACUGUUAACAACCCCGCGGAUAAAGACGGGGCUGAUGUUGUCUCCGAUACGAAACUUUAUUGCUUUUUAGAAAGUCCAUAGUUAUGCUUUGCUGUGUUAUCGUCACUUUGUUUCCAGGGCCCGACACUCUCACAACUAAAUUUUAUUAUUACUCUUGGACUUAUCUUGUAGAAUUAUCUCUUAACUAUUUUUUUUUACCAAGUGUGUGUUUAGGUGAUGGUUUUAUGUUUCAGACUGGCAGAAGAGAUAUCUGUGGGGCCAAACCUACUCGUCUUGGUUCAACAGUAGUCUGCCCUUGUUCGUCCUCGUCUAUGAAGAUUUGGUGGAGAACCCAAUGGCGGAGUUGAUCAAGGUAACGAAAUGGUGGGAAUGACGUGAUCAAUGUAACGAAAUGGUGGAAUGACGUGAUCAAGGUAACGAAAUGGAGGGAAUGACGUGAUCAAGGUAACGAAAUGGUGUGCCUGUUCUGAUCAAGGUAACUAAAUGGUGUGAAUGACGUGAUCAAGGUAUCGAAAUGGUGUGAAUGUUCUGAUCAAGGUAACUAAAUGGUGGGAAUGACGUUAUUAAGUUAACGGAACGGUGGGAAUGAUCUGAAUUACUGGGUUUUAUAAGCAUGACCUGAUAGAGCUGAGUUUGAUUGGCAUGACCAGCAGUACUGCGUCUGACUGGCAUCAUAAAGCGUGUGAACUUGCAUCAUGUGGGUCAUCAACAAUUUGUUGAAUCAUUUAAUUGUUACACCUUGACGCGAUGCUUCUAAAAAAUGGCACACGCCCUGACAAUAACGCCUUCUAUCCCAUUUCUUCCCUCCGUCCAGGUGACCGAGUUCCUUGGCACUGAGGACAGGCAAGUGAGCUACGAGUGUGCCAUGGACGUGGCCAGGAGACCGCCCAGCAGGAUCGGUGACGUCGCACAGAUCACUGGACUGUACAACCCGGAGCGCAGGCGCAUCAAUGCGAACAUCGACACCGUCAUGACGGCGGCACAGGGCAAGCACCCGGGGCUCGUGGCGCGGCUGGACAGCUUCAAAGUCUUUUAGCGUCAAGGUCGUCUGAAGGUGUCACCGAAGGGAGGGACUCUCUUAUUCUUAGUGACACAUUUGCGUUAUGGUGUGCAUGGGUACACAAAGGAGAUGAAAGAUGGGGCCUUAUUUUAUUUGUUCUUGCACAUUACUUGAGAGGAAACUGUAUGACACAUGCUUGAUUUGAUGCCAUCUACUUUAAGCUGUGGUGAACCCAUCAUGAUUUUAUUUAUGUGCAUGACCGUAUAGAAUAGUCGAUGUCUUACAGUUGCUCCACACGAGAAUCUUCUAUGCUCACCCGCCUCCCAGAUACGCCUCUGAUGGGGAUUAUGAAAACUUGACUACACAUUUGAGGCUACAUUUUGGUAUCUCCAUUGUAAUUACUGUCUUGUCCCAUUUAAUUACUGUCUUGUCCCAUUUAAUUACUGUCUUGUCCCAUUUAAUUACUGUCUUGUCCCAUUUAAUUUCUGUCUUGUUACAUUUACUUUUACCAUUUAGUUUAUAUAAAAAAUCUUUUUCAAUGUAUUUUUCUUUCCUCUUGUGUUGAGACUCAUGUUAACAUUUCCGGCUUUCCUAAAUUGAUUCACCAACUACCACCAACACCAACGGUACCACCAAGAUUAACUACACCACCAUCACCAUCAACAACACCAUCACCAUCAAUACCACCAUCACCAUCAACACCACCAUCACCACCAACACCACCAUCACAGUCAACACCACCAUCACCAUUAACACCACCAUUACUAUCAAGACUACCAUCACCAUCAACACCACCGGUACCACCAUGAUUACCAACACCACCAUCACCAUCAACACCACCAUCACCAUCAACACCACCAUCACCAUCAACACCACCAUCACCAUCAACACCACCAGGCUUUGAGGGUCCAUGAACAAAUUAUGUAACACAAAAGUCACAUGACAUUAUUUACCAACCCCUCUACCCUUAUAAGGUAUUUAACACUUCCAUUGAAGGCCCCCCCUCUCUUAGUAUUACAUAACAUUUCUAACACCAUCCCCACCCUACCUUUCCUUCUUAUUUUCCCGAUAAAAAAAUUGACACCAAAUUUUUUGUUUGACCAUUUAAUGCACCAACCGUUGCCGUUAACCCCAUGCUUGCUACCAACACACUACAAAUUUGCGACUAUUCGCACCCGGGUAUCAGAAGGGAGAGGUUGAGAUUAAAUAAAUAUUUAAAAUAUUAUUGUUGUGUUUGUAAGACAAAGUAAGGUGAAAGAUGAUUGAAUGGACUAUAUGUCUGUAAACUUACAUCUUCAGUUUAACUAAAAUAAAUUACCAAAAAAUGACAUCCGGGUCCUUAUAGACUAAAUCCCAAUCGGAUCAUUGUUACCAUCCAUUUUAAACAUCAUAAUGGUGUUGGUGGUAUUGGUGUUUUGGUGCUAGUGGUGUUAUACUGUGUUGUAUGGGGGUGGUAGAGAGCAGUGUUUAUAAAUGAUAAACCACCAACCUACCACCUUCGAGCCAUUUCAUAGCUGCA